AUGCUGAGCACUCGUCGACUAGCUGCCAUCGUGUCCUAUGCGGCCUUUGCCUUGUUGUCGACUUCCACCCGCCUUGUCAACGCGGAAGAUCUCUGCUCCAUCGUGCCGUACUCGUACACGGGUGCUAAAUCGACUCACCCAGAGCUAAAGACUGCAAUUGAGAUGCUCGAAAACUAUGCCAUUGCGUCCUGGUUCACCGAUCGCCAGACCCCGCAAGAGCGAUCGGAUCUGAUGAAAGGAUUGCUGAGCCAGUGCUCGGAGGACAAACGCCUUAGUAUCGUGGUGUAUGGGAUCCCCAACAAAGACUGUGCUGCGGGCUUGUCGUCCGGGGGCAGUGUAACCAGUGCAAGUGACUAUCAAGCCUUUCUGAAAGAGCUCACGGAUGCUGUAGGUGACCGCAAAGUGCUCUACGUCGUCGAACCGGAUGCACUUGGUCUGCUUGCUCAAGACGGAGGCUGCGGUGCAAACGCCGGGUACCUCGAGAACCUCAAAGUUGCCGUCUCGACUUUGUCGACGAACGCCAAUGCUGAGCUCUACAUUGACAUUGGCUACUGGAUGCUUGCAAACGGGCACAGCACCGGGAAAGUGGCCUCUGCAAUGAAGGAGAUCGCUGGCUCUGGUCGCGUCAAGGGCGUGACUAUCAACACGUCCAACUACCGAUCGAACGACGAGUGUGCGACGUACUGCAGCAACUUUCAGACGGCCGUAGGCUCUAGUGACAUGACGUGCAUCAUUGACACGUCUCGUAACUACAACGGAUCACCCACGUCGGACUGGUGCAAUGUCCCUAUGGCUGGUAUCGGCAAGCCGCCUACGUCCGAAACGGGCGUCUCAAACCUGGACUACUUUAUGUGGAUCAAGCCGCCUGGCGAGAGCGAUGGCGAGUGUGCAACUGGCGGCACGUCAGCCGGAUCUUUCUACUUGGAUGGUUUUAAGCUGCUGUGGGACCAAGGCUACUUUGUCCGUGAACAGGGGAUGCCAAAGAUUGGGGACAGCUCCUAUAGCGUCAUUCAAGCACCCGCACCGUCAGGUGAUAGCAGCCCCACUCAAGAUACUUCAAACCAGACGACAGCGAUGGCAACUGAAGUACCGACUUCGGAUAGCUCAAGCUGGAGCCAGGAGGACAUCGUUGCUACAGUUGCUCCAGCCGAACCGAUUUCAACGGACGUCUCGGUCGGGAACAAACCGGAGCCCACAGCACGUAGUGGUUGCAAGGCUAAGACGCGAAUGCGCUCGCUGUAA
This is a messenger RNA of Peronospora matthiolae, 1242 nucleotides long. The record is from the annotation of a GenBank genome assembly. Lineage: Eukaryota; Oomycota; Peronosporomycetes; Peronosporales; Peronosporaceae.